This is a messenger RNA of Rotaria sp. Silwood1, 1257 nucleotides long. The record is from the annotation of a GenBank genome assembly. NCBI's taxonomy places the organism in Eukaryota, Metazoa, Rotifera, Eurotatoria, Philodinida, Philodinidae.
AUGUAUAUAUUUAAUACAAAGACAAGUCGAUGUUCUUUAUGUUAUGCACUUUUAUCUACAAGUACAAAUACAACAAGUUCUACAAUUGGUUAUUCAACAUCAAAUAGACGAUAUGCUAGUCGUUGUUCGAUAUCUUCAAUUGAUCGAUUAAUUUCAUCUUCAAUUAAAUUUCAACGUUUAUGGCGUAAAAAUGAGAAUGGUAUUAUUAAUAAUCGUUCAAUUUGUUUUCGAUGUUGUGAUACAAUACGACAAAUUGAACAAAUUCAAAAUGAUAUUGAACAACUUAAUAAUGAUAAACAAAUACUUAUGAAUAAAAUAAAACAUAAUCUAUCUAAACGUGCACAUAUUUUACAAGGCCAACAACAACGAACAAAUAUUUUUCUUAUUAAUCAUCAACCAAGUCCUUUAUAUGAAGAUGAUGAUACAGAAGAAGGUGAAGAGAAACCUCGAACAGUAAUAGCAACUAAUGGACAUGAACAUUCAUCACUUUUAACAACACCGACAACGACAUUAGUUGGUGCUAAACGACGUAAAUGUAAUAUAGCACAUAAAAUAAAUCUUGAAAAUAAACCUAUCGAAUCAUCAUUUUCAUCGUUCAAUCAUUCAAAACAAUCGAGUUCUCCAAUAGCUCAACAAACAACUAAAUUUUCUUCUCCUAAUCUUAUCUCAGACUCACAUUCAUCAAAACAUCAUCGAUCAAGUUUAUUUUCAUCUGGUAUUAAUGGUCAUGAUUUAGCAAAUUUAUCAUUUGGCUCUCCAUAUAAACCUCUAACUUUAACAAAUACAUCAUCAGCAACAACACCACCAUAUCUUGAUCCAACAACAGGAGCAUUAAUUGCCAUUGUUUCAAAUCCACAUCAUGCUGCAUUACUUGCUCAACAGCAUCAACAAAUUCUUAAAUCAUCAUCAAUAUCUCCAUCAUCAACAGAUACAAUUGAUGAACAUGAAAUAAUUCCUAUUAAACAAAAUCAACAUCCUAAAAAGUUUCCAUGUCUUUUAUGUGGACGUGAUUUCUCAAAUAAGUCAAAUUUAAAUCGUCAUCAUAGUAUUGUUCAUGUUGCUAUAAGAAAUUUUGAAUGUGUACGUUGUCCAAAAAAAUUUAAAUUACGACAAGGUCUUAAAACACAUAUGCAACGAUGUCAUGGUGUUAAUACAGACGAACCAACAUUUGUUUUACAAAAACAUCGUUUACAUAAUCAUAAUCACAAUCAUCAUCCCUCUUCAUCAUCAUCAUUUAUUGCUCAAACGAAUAAAUAG